CUUUGACAGACAAGAAGUUCAAUUUUGAAGAGCGAAAAUCUCAAUGGGAGUUAUUUUGAUUUCACUUUCGAACAUAAACACAGGAAGGAGAUCAUCACCAUUAUGGUAAUCAAGUACCUCAAGUACCUAUGUAAACUUUUUUCAUCACUAGUAUGUAAACAUACGAAGUAAAGAAUUUCAUGACGUAUAAUAUGAUUAUCAAGUUAACCUUCCCAUUUUUAUCCCUAAAAUGCAUAGAAUCAACAUUUUUUUUUUAAAUUUUAAUAAUUAAUUAUAACAAAUAUCCGAAUAGUCUGUUAAUGCAAAUUUUUUUAUCAAAAAUAUAAUAUAUUACGUCAUCAAAGUGACUAGUAUCAAAGAUUUGAAGCUUUUCGCGGCAAAUUACGGCGCAGGAGACAAGGCGGGAAAUAAACGUGCGUUUCGAACGAAUGGCGCUCGAGAUUCGAAAAUUGUGUCGGUGAUCGAAUUGGCGGCCAAGAAAGGUCAGUAUAAUUCUCAAAGAUGGGCAAGGAGGUGAACAAGAUUGAUGAUUUUGUGAAGCUAGAAAAGAUCGGAGAAGGCACCUAUGGUGUGGUCUACAAAGCACAGCACAAGACCACCGGCAGCAUUGUGGCCAUGAAGAAGAUUCGCCUGGAAACGGAGGAGGAAGGUGUGCCGAGCACUGCCAUCCGGGAGAUCUCGCUACUCAGGGAGCUGGUACACCCGAAUAUAGUCAGCCUGGAGGAUGUGCUGAUGCAGGAGAAGAAGCUGUACCUGGUGUUUGAGUUCCUAUCGAUGGACCUGAAGAAGUACAUGGAUACGCUCGGCAGCAAACAGAUGGACAAGCAGCUGGUGAAGUCGUACACCUACCAGAUCACGCAGGGUAUCCUCUUCUGCCACCAGCGUCGUAUUCUUCAUCGUGAUCUGAAGCCGCAGAACCUGCUUAUCGACCGUGAUGGUGUCAUUAAGAUCGCUGAUUUCGGUCUGGCGCGUGCCUUCGGUGUGCCCGUUAGGGUCUACACACACGAGGUGGUGACGCUGUGGUACCGCGCUCCGGAGGUUCUGUUGGGCUCUCCGCGCUACUCCUGCCCCGUGGACAUCUGGUCGAUCGGCACCAUCAUGGCAGAGAUGGUGAAGAAGCGGCCGCUGUUCCAUGGCGAUUCCGAGAUCGACCAGCUCUUUAGGAUAUUCAGGACGCUGAAGACUCCCACUGAGGAGAUCUGGCCAGGGGUCAGUGACCUGCCCGACUACAAGCCGAGCUUCCCCAACUGGACGGAGAACCAGCUGGCUGACAGCGUCAGCGGCAUCUGCCCUGAGGGCCUGGACCUGCUGCAGCAAACGCUCAUCUACGACCCUGCUAAGCGCAUCACCGCGCGUGCCAUGCUGAAGCACCCGUACUUCUCCGAUCUGGAUAAGAGCUCGCUCCCGGCGGACAACUGUUGAGAGGCGGGAGAAAGACGAAAAGAAGAAAGAAGGGGUAUGGGAAGGGUGGGGAGAAUGAGAAAAGAAGGGAUUGAGGAGUGAUGUGGAGAGGGAAGAGACAUAGAGGAAGACAUGAACGAGAAAGAUGGACUAGGAUAUUGAUCUGCUUGAAAGAUUCAGGCAGAAAGGACGUAGGAUGGAGAAAGGGAAGAGCGGGAAGGAGACAAAUAGAGUGCAGUGCCUUCGCGACUGGAUUGAGCAGCGAAACAAGGACACAGGGACCAACUGACUGUCCGAAAUCAAUAGAGAUUAAGAAUGAAUGCUGGAAGAGUGAAAUUCUUUGUUGUCUCUUGGGUGAUUCGUCCAGGAACGAUCGCUCAUUCAUGUGCCGUGCUUUCUGCCUGUGUCGUCGUUCGGUGACGAAGGUCGCGGGUUCGAAACCCUGUAUCGUCACAGUUUUCUUCCGUCUUCUGUGUACUGUACGUGUCUUAUCUUCGUGAAGCGCUGAAGUGAGUGGCUCACUCCCAUAUAUUUCGGUCGAGAUGGAUGUCUGUUGGAAUGGAAACCACUUCAGAGGUGUAUCCGCAUCGAAAAUAGCUGCUAAGCUAAGAAUGAAUGACACCCUCCUAUUUCUGCGGGGAUUGAUGUGGUGAAUGACACUAUUUCUUGGUGUUUUUCGGUCGAGAAAACGCUCUAAGAAUGAAUGGCUCGCUUUCAGUUGUGUAUUUCGGUCGAGAAUGUCACAUUUGGCGAUCGGUUGUGCUCGAAUGAACAAGUGUGUCAGGCGUGUGAGAAUGAUGAAUGGUAGACGAAUAAUGCAUGGAAAGAACAUUUUUCGUUGCUAAAAAUACAGUCAGAUUGACUCAUGUGAUGUUUGAGACGGGUUGUGUGGAAGAAGGGGGAGUUCAGGGUAGAUAAUAUAUGUGACACUGCAGAAAGAGAGUGAGAGAGAUACGACAUGCGCCCAUAUUCUGGUUCUCGUUUCUACAAAUUUGGUGUGUCUGGUAUAAAUUAGCUUUGGUCAGUACUGAAUGAACUCGCAUGUGAUACCUGCAUAAUGUAAUUAAUCGUAUUGCGCGUUCAUGAGGCUAUAUUAACAAAAAGAAAAGAAAGCCGUGGCAGCAUUCGUUCACACCAGCUAGUGUAUCAGCAUUGCUUCAUAUACCGAACUCAUGAGAAAACAAUGAACUAUAUUCCACGUUCUCACCAGGCGCUUGAAUCUAGUAAACAGGGGCACAAUAAUCACAAAUUUCCCAUCGUCAGCUGUUCUCAUCCCACCCGCCUCCCCAGUUUCCCAUGCCUGGACUCGCCUCUGCGCCCCCUGGGUAUGUCGCCUGGACGCGCCACUGCGCGCGGCGUCAUCGGCAGUCGAGCGGGGCAGGUGGGGAGCGGUGGAGAGACCGUUUCUAACCGGUGUGUUUAGUGCAGUUCCGUUGGUGAAAACUCCACGAUGGCAGGGAGAACGGGUGAUAGAAAUGCGAUUUACGUGUUGAGUGUGGUGCUAUUGAUGCUGAAAUUCGGUCAACUGGGCACAAAGCGAUUCUGUUCAUCACGUGACUUCGGCAACUACUGUGAGUGGGUGAACCGUCCAGGAGAUCCCAACACCUACCAAGCCUGCGUGUUAACUUGCUCAACAAAUGCCUGCAACACCGCCUCGGGCAGUAGGGCAGCCACGCUUCUGGUCGCCAUGGCAACGGCGCUCGGAUUGGUCGGCUGGCUGCGAGCGGCGCGGUGAUUGGUGCGUCGGUGGUGACCUGUCGUCGUGGGAUGUGAAACGUGAUUGUGUGAGUAUUCGAGGCUAGUUUUGUGUGAGAAUGGAUGCUGGAGCGGAUUUGGGAAUUGAAGGCUUGUGUGAAAUAUGAAAUUUGGCGAAUGCUGCGAAAGAGAUAACGAAAUGAGUGUGAAAGAGCGUCAUUUGUGAAGUGUAGUGAAGGUUAGGCAGAAUGUCCCUGUGCAAAACUGUUUUGCACAUACGUAUAUCGCACUUCACAUGAUCUGACUGAGGUGGUGUAAGGAACCUGUUUGUAGGUGUUUUGUACUGGCAUGCGAUUUUAAGUUAUCACGACUGCCGCCUUCAUCUAAUGCUGCUUCAAGAUCUGUGUCUUUAUAUAACGCUUUUUUUUCUAGCUACCGUUUGCGAACUGUCCUGGUUUGUUGAAGUAUAUCUUUCUGUUUCAACAUCAUUGUACAUAGGUACCUAUUGCUUUACUUUAUAGCUGAUUGCAAUAUCCACUUUUACGCCUUUUAUUGGAGAACUCGCUGCAAUAUUUUGCGUUUUUCCGUGUAUACGCCCGCUGUUGAAAUGUACUACACAUUCUACUGCUUAGCGUACUUCCACUUGGCCUCAGGCUGUCCGAUUAUUUUGCAUAGUUCGCGUAGACUGCCGUGCCCAUUACGCUUUCUACGAUAGCCCCUCAUGCUGAAUCAGCGUAGCGUUUACUCGCGCUAGGGACCAAUUAAGCGUGAUUUCUUCAACACCGUAAUAUCCUGUAUUCAACGCUCUGUUGUCAUGGAAAAUUGUUGUACGUAUUCAAACACCCGUUGUCAUGGAAAUGGGUUGUGUGUGAAAACUCGUCGUAUUGUCGGGUUCAGAAACAUGCCGUCCCUUCAGCGCUGUGCGUAUUUACGAUUUUCGCGUUAUUGGAGAGAAAUUUGUUAAAAUGUUUCAUGUAUUUGUAACGACAACCGUAUCCGUCAAAUGUAGAAAAUAUGUGAAAUUAGCCAGUAAGACGUGGUAAAGGCACUCAAUACAUGCUGCCCGCCUA
Messenger RNA from Amphibalanus amphitrite, 4166 nucleotides. RefSeq names its product cyclin-dependent kinase 1-like. The coding region runs from base 502 to 1422 and encodes 306 amino acids. The record is from RefSeq and is a predicted model, not a curated record. Gene Ontology annotation, biological process: protein phosphorylation; mitotic G2 DNA damage checkpoint signaling; G2/M transition of mitotic cell cycle. NCBI's taxonomy places the organism in Eukaryota, Metazoa, Arthropoda, Thecostraca, Balanomorpha, Balanidae. Gene Ontology annotation, cellular component: nucleus. The transcript is spliced from 10 exons. Gene Ontology annotation, molecular function: cyclin-dependent protein serine/threonine kinase activity; ATP binding; RNA polymerase II CTD heptapeptide repeat kinase activity.